UCCGAUUCACGUGACGGUUGUUGUUGAUCGAGCGCGCGCCUCGAUCCACGCUCGCAAAGUCUCCCGACGCUCUCCCGUGUUAUUCUGUAUACGCUUUCGUCGCGUUAUCGUGUGCGUAGCGUAAGUGCGUGUGUUCGUUCCGAUAACGAGAGCGAGUCGAGGGAGGAGAUAAAAAGAACGCGUGCGAAGAAGAGCGGCUCUUCUUCGCGAAGAAGGCGCGUUUUAAUCGCGCGUGUGUUCGAAGAGAAGAGCGUAAAAGGAAAGGGGUAUUUAUUUAUACAAUCAAGAAGCUACGGAGUGAGAAGAAGGGAAAAGGGGGCUCGAGAUAAGGAAGGGUCUUCCGAGGGGUCUUAUGCCUGCCCUCAGGAAGAUCGUCCUCGCGCUGUUGUCACCGAGCGUGAUGCGAGACAACUACCAAGUCUCGUCCCUGCCGCCCUCGGCAGGCAAGGGUUGAUCGGAGCGCAAACGGAGCAAUCUUGAGAAGCGUCGGAUCGAGAAACGAAAAUUCGCUUGAUAGAAAAAUUCGAUGCGGCCCUCUGUUUUCGAAAAACGAAGCGAAACUCGUUGACGGCCGAUCGGAUGUUUAAAAACGGGAGCGUUUCGCAUCAGGUAUACGCACAUAGAUGUAAAUAAAAAAAAUAUAUACAUAUAAAUAAACGCGGAUCUCUCUCCAGUUGGGUCAACGAUCGCGCGGACCCCGACGUGUUCUCCUCUCCACGGGCGUAUCCGCCGACCGGAGCACAUACACGCACACGCAUCGGCGUACUACUCCUACGUGGUAGCACGCGUUGGUUUCACGAGAGUGACCGCGUCGACGGCGUCGUCGGCGUCAGGAGUGAAAAGGCGGUCGACCGUUCGGCUGCUUUCACCGACGAGCCGCGCCGGUGGAAUAAUGCCGCCGAUCGCGCUUUAACGCUUCGUCGCGUCGCCCGUGCCGUCUAAUCUUCGUGAAAAAUGACGGCCGCUUGUCAUCGAUAACUAUCACCGGAGCAAGAUUCUUCUGCGAGAGGCGAAAAGCCCGUCGAAGUCGGCGCGACCGGCGAGAAAUCGCGCGGAUCUUACGUCGUAGACGAACUGGAGCGUCCGAUAUACACGACGAGCUAAAUCCGCGAGUAUCGCGAGAGUCCAUUCCCUCUACGGCGCUUUGGAGUACGCGGACUAAUACUAUAGCCUGUAGCGUAACCUUCAACGGCCGCGCCGGUGUAUAAUAUUAAACAGACAGCGGCGAAAGAUCGUGGCCGACUCUCGCGGCGCGCGUCUUCGCUCGCGGAUACUUGGAAUCUCGGUGGAUACUCAAUCUACCGUGGAUAUCUAAUCGUGAAUAACGUCGUAAUUCCUAACGGCUUUGUCCGCUAUAAAUUAUUCGGUCAACGCCUUCGAGACGACCUUCCGUCGUGUACGUUCAGUUAUCCCGUAGGACCAGCGAAUACAUUUUGUAUCCCAGCCCGACCCUCGACGAUCCUUCCUGCCAAGACAUUAACGACUUCGCAGAAGAGAGCGACCCGUCCGAUCCAAUUAUCCUCCGGUCUUCAACGGCCUUGCCGCUGUGAGACGUUAACCCGACGUUAGCGGUAUCCAGCGGGGAACCGAACGAUCUUUCACGACGCGGCGACGGUGUCCUCGGCGGUAUAGCCAGUAAAUAGAGAGAAGUUAAUCUGGACGCGAGCUGACCCCCAGUGACCUCGAUAUAAGAUAGUAACUCGACAUUUUUCUGACGCUCUCCGGCGCGAUGCGCAAUACCCGACUGUGAAUCGUUCGUCAUACGGACGACGUGGCCGUUCCGGUUAGCAUGGAAACAGCCAAGAUGUACAUAAGCGAGCCGCAGAACGGUCAUACGACCACCAAGUACGCCUCGACCAACUCCAUCCCGGCGAUGAUGGAUCAGGAGUCGUCGCUGGCGAGGAUCCUCGGCGCCGUCGGCAAGCAGCGCGAGAACGCGGUGAUUCUGCGCGACAAGACUCGUCGGCACAGCGUACUGGAGGAUCUGAAGGCACGGCGGGACAGCCUCUUCCAGAGGGUCCGUAGGGCCAGCGUGUUCGAGGAGAAAGAGAAUAGCGCCAAGGACAAUACCAAGGACAAUACCAAGGACAAUACCAAGGACAGUACCAAGGACAGCGUCAAGAACGACGUGAAAGAUAACGGCGCGAAGGAGAAGCCGAAGGACAAGAGGAGGAGCAGCAGCGACAGUAACAAUGGCAGGAGAGGCUCGGUGUUCUACGUGUCCGAGGAUCUGCUGGAGGAGAAUCGGGACGUAUUGGGGAACGAGGACCGCGACUACUUGGCCCAGGAGGCCAAGAAGGGCCGCCGUAAGUCCUGGCAUCCGCUCGCGAAGCCGCCCAAGCUGGAUCGCAAGAGGAGGAAGGGCGUGUCCGGCAUUCCCGCGCAGUCCGGCAGCACGGAGGGACUUGAUUCGCAACCGAGUUACACUCGGCAGAAGAGACCGUCCUGGUGGAACAUUUUCGUACCGGACUCGGUCGUCAGGUCCAGGCGAAUGUCCCAGGACGUCACGACCUCGAAAUCGACGGAAAAUCUCUCAGCGUCUUAUUUCAGGAGCAAGAGCCGUAGCGUGGAUCAUGGAUUUACGGCACCCUUCGAUUUGGACGCUCUGCGGAACAAGGUCGAAGGACGCUUCGAAUCUGUGGAUAAACUCUCGAAAGAUUCCGAUAACGAGAGUAAAGAUGGCUCCUCGACACAGGAGAAGAAGCACGGCCGUGUCUCGCAGCCCAUCAACACCAUUGCCUACACGGUGGGUGACAGAGACACGCUUACGUCGGUGGCGGCGCGAUUCGAUACGACGCCGUCCGAGCUGAGCAAAUUGAACAGGCUCGGAAGUACUUUCAUUUAUUCCGGUCAGCAGUUAUGGGUGCCGGCGAAAGGAGAAGGACGCCUGGGAGGCGCAUCGGCCACGGAUGCGCCCAGCCCUGACCCUUGCCACGAUCACGAGUCCCAGGAUGACCUACCACCCGAAGAAAAAGAACUUCUGGAUAAUUUGAGACCAGUGUCACCAAAACCAGGCCAUAUGGAACGCAUAAAAACACCUCUUGGAACCUCUGGCGCGACUGCAGAUGAUGACGAACAACCAUUCAGAGAAAGAUUCUUGAAAAUUAAUGUCAGGCACAUCACAGAUGGCCAGGGUGUAGUCGGCGGGGUGCUGCUGGUCACACCAAACGCAGUUAUGUUCGAUCCAAACGUGUCUGAUCCUCUCGUCAUCGAGCACGGUGCUGAAUCUUACGGGGUGAUCGCUCCGAUGGAGUUUGUAGUCAAUGCUGCGAUUUAUUUUGACAUCGCGCAUAUGAGGGUCUCCCAUACCGAAUCCGGACAUUUGGACAAAAAGCCUGAGAUUUAUUACAUGAAGAAACCCCAAAUAGAUAAUCGUAAUAAAUGUCAAUCUCCGGGAAAGGACGAGAAUUUUCCUGAAUUAGCAGCCGACGAUAGCGAAAGUGUGUGUAGCUGCGCUGAAAGAGACGGCGACGCUUUUCCAAAGGCCUUUGACCGAGAGCUCGUCACUCCUACCAAUCUCCAGAGUGAGGAGAAUUCAACCUCGACCAAAGAUAAAGAGAAAGAGAAAGACAGUGAGAAAGACAGUGAGAAAGACAAUGAGAAAGAAUGUUGCACUGGCGGCCAAGGUAGUAGAACUUUAGAGGAACGCAGACGUUCCAUGCUUGACCAUCAUUGGGCAGUUCCUAGCAAAGAUCGUACAUUUUCUGUUGAUGACGAACAGCAAGAUUCGUUAAAUUCUGAUAAGGCGGAACCACCAGCUAAAUCAAAUGCCAUUCCCGAAGACGAAGAAGGAUCUCUAGUCAAAUUGUCGUGCCAUGACUCUGGUAUCGAUAUCCGCGAUCCUAAUCCACCUAUCCCAGUAGUACAGCCUAUACCAUCGAAAAAAGUUUAUUCUGAUGCAGAUAUUGUUUUAUCUUCGGAUUGGGUUCCUCCGAUAACAAUAGCACCAACGAAUGUUACGAGCACGUUGGAAGCCACUUCUGCUAUUAAUGGCAGGAAAAAAGCCAGCUCGGUGUCCUUUAGCCUAGAGAGCAAUGCAGAAGAACCCGAGAAGGAUGAAGAGCAUAAGGAGGAUGAUAAACAGGAAACUCGAAAGAACAAGAUGCUAAAACGUCUGUCAUAUCCAUUAUCCUGGAUGGAAGGUUUAACUGGAGAGAAGGAUGAUGAUAGCAGCAAAUCUCUCUCUGACAAGAUAUCGAGCCUCCCGAACAGCGCGGAUUCCCAUCAUUCCUCUGUUUUCAGCAAAGUCUUCUCGAGCUCGCCGAUCAACCUGGUGAGUGACUUUAGCUCGGGCCUGUUUGCUAAAACACCCAGCGAAGAGAGUGGCGGGGGCGGUAGAGCGGGCGGAACUCCUCCGCUUACCGCCUCCUCUCUCUCCCAGGACUUCAGCAAUUUCUCACCUGGUCCAGGAGGUCUUAUCGGACGCUCUUCCGUGGGUACUUUUAUUAGACAGCAACCUUUAACAUCUUCUGGCAGCAGCAGCGUCGAUAGCAGUCGAGGUAGCAAAACUUCUGCGACGGCACCGCGACUAGAUUACCGCAGUAUGGUCUCAGUCGACGAUAUGCCGGAAUUAUUUGUGAGUUUCGACAAACUGAUCCCACGACCUGCUCGUUCCUGUGAGGACCCACCGUUAUACUUGAGACUACGAACAGGAAGACCCAAGGACAAGAAGAUACCACGAUCGACGCCAAUUAUGAGCUACGGCAAGAAGAAGCUGCGUCCCGAAUACUGGUUCAGCGUACCACGCAACAGAGUGGACGAUCUAUACAGGUUUAUUCAUGCGUGGGUGCCGAGUCUCUACGGUGAAUUGGAUGAGAACUACUGGCGGGAACGCGGCUACAUCCUGUCCGAUACAGACACCGACCUGUCGCCGGAACUGUCGCCCCGCGAGAGCGGCGAGGGCGCGGAUUCCCCGGAGGAGCCCAAAACUGACGAAAUCAGCGAGUUGACAAGGGAAUCCUGGGAGCUGAUCAAGGCCCCCUACGUAAAGCUGUACAGCAUCCUGAAGACCUCGAGCACGUCGGCCGAUUCCGAGCAGAUCCAGGAUUCGGAGGUACUGUCUAUGAGCGAAGAGUUCAGGCGAGCUCUUUACGCGAACAGUGCCAUUUCUUUGGACAACGAUGUCAUUGUGCCUGAUCUCAUCGGCACGACGGAAAUACUCAGCGACGAGCACAGGGAACAGCUCUGCCGUCAUCUGCCCGCGAGAGCGGAGGGUUACCAGUGGACUCUCGUCUUCAGCACCAGCCAGCACGGCUUCAGUCUCAACAGCAUGUAUCGAAAAAUGGCGAAGGUCGAGAGUCCGAUCUUGUUGGUCAUCGAGGACACGGAGGGCAAUGUGUUUGGUGCACUGACCUCGUGUUCUCUGCACGUGAGCGAUCACUUUUAUGGUACCGGCGAGUCCCUGCUCUUUAGGUUUACGCCGAGGUUCCAGUGUUUCAACUGGACCGGGGACAACCUGUAUUUCAUCAAGGGCAACAACGAGAGCUUAGCGAUCGGUGCUGGAGACGGCAAGUUUGGGCUUUGGCUGGACGGUGAUCUGUAUCAGGGCAGGACACAAUCCUGCAGCACAUACGGCAACGAGCCGUUGGCGCCGCGCGAAGAUUUUGUCGUUAAAACAUUGGAAUGCUGGGCAUUCAUAUAGGACACGGCCUCAUAUCCCCAGCCCGCCACUCCUUCGCCAUCACCGCAGCCUAAUUUAACCUGAACUCGUGAGCCUUGUGAAGGUUUCGCUCCCAGGAGAGAUUAGAGGAAGACUAACGAUUCUAAGGACAUUGUCGGAGGAGUUGAGUCGUGUGUCGUUGUUGUCACGACACCUCGAUUAACUCGAUCGCCAUUUGGGGAAAUCUCGCCCAGUGCCAGACAGGAUGAUUCUCUGAGAAGAAAAGAAUCGUCAAUGUCCACACGAAGAGACAACGAUUGCCUGAAGAUUGGUGAGAGCGACGAGACGCAGCCUCGAAAGGGAUGCGGACGUUUGUAAAAGAGACUGUCAUGGCCCGAAGUUAUGCGAUCAUAGCGUGUGCUGCAACAUGCCUACCUGCGUAUCUCGUAGCUACUGAUUAUCGUUAAUUGCCCCCGACUCCCCUGUCUUUUUUUAAGUUGGCAUAUUUAUUUUAUUUUUUUUUAUAUUUUGUUGAAUGAGUUGUUGUUGCGAAUUGAAUGUCGUUCGUCAAUUUGAUUUGCGGUUAUUUGUGAAUUGACCGAGAGUCGAAGAAUUAUGAUUACUUUAUACGAUAAUCGUUACUUCGAACUAGUCGUGAGUUUACACAUCUAACGCCAAUAUAAAGAUAAUUACGAUAAUGAUGAUGAUGAUAAUGAUGAUGAUGAUGAUAAUGCAGAUGAUUAUAGUAAUGAUGGUGGUGAUGAAAGAAUGAAAGUGUGAAUGAUUGGAAAAGAUAUGGAUGGUAAAUGCGAGGCGAGACACAUAACGUUUGAAAGAAAACAAUUUACAAAUUCAAUACGAUGAAGAUGCUAAAACUAACAGUUUGUUGAUGUGUAGAUAAUGUAGAUAGUAAAUGUAAAUAUAUAUAUAUACAUAUAUAUACAUAUUAUGAUCGUGUUGCAAUGAUUGAUUUUGACGGUACAAGUAGAGAGAACUCUUUGCGGAACGCUGUGUAGCUCGUCAUGUAUAAUGCAGAUGUUUAUUGAGAACCAAGAAACGUAUACGCGACACGUAUAUACAUAUUACAUGCAUACACAUGAGGAUUGAUACACAGAUUGCGGGAAGCGUGCUCUCGCGCAACCGAAUAUAAUGAUCCAUGAUCUGAGAAAAAAAAAUGUAGUUUUAAAGAAAGGAGAUACCUCGAGCUGACCUUACGAUUAGAAGAGGAACGUGAAGUCGAACGAGAAGUCAAUGAUGUUGUGGAUUGACUUAAGUCAGAGCGUAUUCGCGAAUCUUGUCGUCAGUAAAUUAGUAAAUGUGCUUUGGAGUCACGAGUGACCACAACGAACACACAUGCCUGUGCCUGCUUCGCUCUCUUUGUCUCCCUCCGCCAAGUGUACUCGCGGAUAUGAAGCGAGUAUCUCGAGCGUGAAUCCAUCUUCCUACCAGCGUACGAAUCCCCUGAUGCAAACGAUCAAUCACUUUAGAUAGCACAUCGGACGAGGAAUCAUCGCGUUCUACUCGCGUUACGAUACUCUUUUAGACCUAGUCCAACUUUGUACGACCGAUUAUACACACAAUCACACACUGUUCGAGCUUAUAAUCUCUAUCGCGCGCGAGCGUCGCCAGGUUAAAACCUAGCGUGUGUGUCUAUUUGGCGCGCAUUGUCUAUUUGCAAAGAGAAAGUGAGGAGAACAAAAUCUUGUAAUGCGCGCAAGGCGAGCGAUCUUCAAGCGCAAAAAAGAAGGGAAAAUGUGCAAAAGCGUUUUAUCAAUUGUCGUAUUGCGCGAGAUCGGACGAACUUUUCUAAUACAUUAAGUUAUGAACAUUGUGACUGAGUUGCAACCGUUUGAGAAGACCCACGUUUGGCGCGUGUCACUGACUCACCACCUUGAACAAAUCACAUAUUUUAUACCACGUAGACCUAACGACGACACCGCCGUAUAUCUUUCUCCUUCUCCCCAUAAUUACUCUAGAUACAAUUUCUAUUCUACGAGAGACCACGCGUUGUAUUGUUUGUAUAUGCGAUUACGGGAUCCUCGUAAUCUUAACGAAGGCGUUCCUCUGCUGGUCGGUUACCGAUCAGCAGGGCCGCACACGACGACCAAGAGUGCUUAUUAUACUAACGACAACACAACUUACACACGCGAGCACAAUAAAACACACGCAGAAAACUUUUUAUCUACCUUUACCUGUUUACCUCUUUCUCACUUGUGACACACAGAUUCCUCUCUGCCGAUGUACACCAUCGGAGAAACGUUCGAAAGACUGAACGGUCGAUCCAAGAUAUCCUAACAGAAGAACGAGACCCAAGUGUUCGCGCACUGGUUACAAGACGCACUAUAAAAAAAAAAAGAAAAGAAAGCGCGUGAUUAAAGCCACCGACUGGGCAGAGUACAGUGUGUGACACUUAAUGAGAAUUUGAAACUGACACAGUUUCGAUGAGGGUUUAAUUUUCCACGCGAUGCGAAACGGAUGUUAAGACGUGUGAUGGUAGACGUUAAAAAAUAUAGACUUUACCGAUCCUCACAAAACUCAACACGAGUGAGCAUAGAGUCCAUUUUUCGCGUGCAUGUAGCGAAAUCCUAUAAUCUAUCGGGAUUGGUUCUCUCGAUCCCACGAUGUCGACGAAGCACAAACAAAGUAUCAAGUCAACGUGCAGCACUACCGGCUUCACUAGGGUAGCAGUCUCGAAUUUGUACACUUCAAAUGCGACACAUAAUAACACGUUGCGUACGAUUAGAGUUGCUUAGAGCGUAAAUUAGACACUAGGCGUAAUCAUGUGAUAUUAAGUGAAAAGAAAAAAAAGAAAAAAGCAGUUGCGCUCCUAGAUGAUUUAUCGAGUCGCUUCGACGGUACCACGUGGUUGCAUACGCGACGUCGUCAUGUACACCAUAUAUACAUAUAUAUAUAUAUACAUAAACACAAAACAUACCUCGAGAUAAAGAUAUUUUCGCUUCCUUGAUCCGCGAAGCGAUUGCGUGCGAUUGCGGGAACGUUGCUCGAGGAACAGACGGAUUCGAAAUGCGCGGUCAGGAUAAUAGCAUCUGUGUGCGAGAAAGAGCGAAGUACGUGCUGCAUCCGACAGCAGGUGACGAUAACGAUAAGCCAAAUGAAGGGAAAAGAAUUACUCAUGAUCCUCGCCUUAAUGUGAAAAAAAAAAAAAAGAAAUUAAGAUGUCAAUGUGCACUGUAACGAAAAUAAAACAUUAAGUAUUUCUGGGAAACGAGCUUUUCGUUGAUUUUUUAUUUUUCUUCGUUUUCGUCGUUCGCACUUCUUGCGUGUCUUUCGUUGUCGUUUGUCAUUCGCGGUCGAGCCGUAACACAUAAGCAGAACCGAUAAUAUAUGUGUGCGUGAUCUUCCGGUCGGCCAACGCCACCGAGACGAGUUCGAUAGGUCUAUAUUGUUUCAGCAUCUCGUACUGUGAACUUUGCAAACCAGGAGGUGAUAAAAAAGAUAUCCGUAAGAUUUAAUUUACACGCCUAGGGAACUACUACGGAUAAUGUUUGCUAAUUGAUAGUUAUAUUUAUGUGCGUGAUAGUGUGCCAAGUCUUCUUGCACACCUAUUGAUAUCAUAUAUCGUAUGUCAAUGCGCGAAUGACGCUUCUCGCUAUCAUCUGAGAGUGAGAUUUCGCUUUUCUUCUUCCGCAAAGCGUCUUCUAUAUCGGAUGUAGGAGUGCGCGGCAGAUACAGAUUAUCUAGAGUAUUUCAAAGAAACACGCGGUACUGCCUCUGUAGAAGUAAACUAAAAUGUACCCAGUGGCGGAUUACUCAUUAGGCGCGGUAAAUGUUUUUGCGAUCUUACAGAAAACAAUUGAAAUAAAUUAUACGAUUGAUUGAUACUCGUAGUGUUUAAAUAUCAGACAUUUAAAUUGCUCCUAUGGUCUUUUUUUAAAUAAUGUGUGAUUUUAUAUUAUAUGACUUGUUGUGUAAGAGAAUGUUAGAGAAUUUAUGAGUUAUGCGUUGUUUGGAGCAACGUUCAGAGCCCCGACAUGUUCCAAUCCGCCACUGAACGUAGCAAAUGAGACUAGAAAAAGAAAUCCCAAUUGUAACGAACGACGUUUCCUGUUGUAUAUAUGUAUGAGCGUAUUUCGGCCAGCGCACGUUUAUAGGACACCUCCGUGAGACU
Messenger RNA from Temnothorax curvispinosus, 9728 nucleotides. It is a transcript of the gene mtd, whose product is annotated as TLD domain-containing protein 2. The record is from RefSeq and is a predicted model, not a curated record. Gene Ontology annotation, cellular component: nucleus. Bases 1790 to 5641 code for a protein of 1283 amino acids. The transcript is spliced from 18 exons. Gene Ontology annotation, biological process: response to oxidative stress. NCBI's taxonomy places the organism in Eukaryota, Metazoa, Arthropoda, Insecta, Hymenoptera, Formicidae.